AAAAUAUCUUUUUAUUCUUGCUAUUAAUCAUCAUAAAGUGUUGACGAUAAAUGCGCCAAGUUUUGCGGAGGUGAAAAUGGCACCCCAAGUGGGGAUAAAAGUACAAGAAUGAGACAGGAUAUAUGUCUAGGAGAUAGGGGUAGUAAAGAGUUUCAUUCCUGAACGGGACGUCCAGGUGUCUGUGUGCUUUCUUGUGAUAUCCCGAUAUCGGCGGUUAACACCCCGCACGAUGUCUUCCUACAGAAUUUUAAUGCUUAUCUUUAUCUGCCACAUUCUUUUAACAUUAACAACAUCAAAGGAUUCCUGGAAGCAGCCAGGAUGCCAUAAAAUAGGACAUACAAGAAAAAUCAGUAUACCAGGGUGUGUCGAAUUUCAUAUGACAACAAAUGCAUGUCGGGGAUUUUGCGAAAGCUGGGCUGUACCUUCUGGUCCAAAAACAAGUUCGAAUCAACCUGUUACUUCUGUUGGACAGUGUUGCAACAUAAUGGAUACCGAACUAGUGGAAGCAAGAGUUUAUUGUGUGGAUGGUGCCAGAACCCUGACUUUUAAGUCAGCUGUUUCCUGUGCAUGUUAUCAUUGCAAAAAAGACUAAAUUAAACAAAAAAUAGAAAUGACUGUAUAUGGAUGCUUUUCAUUUCACAAAUAACGGAAGUAAAAGGCAUAAAUAUAUAGUAACUUUGCUCUGAAGUGUA
Molecule: messenger RNA, 692 nt
Organism: Agrilus planipennis (emerald ash borer)
Lineage: Eukaryota; Metazoa; Arthropoda; Insecta; Coleoptera; Buprestidae
Gene: Gpa2
Product: thyrostimulin alpha-2 subunit
Exons: 3
Coding region: 230-592 (120 amino acids)
Biological process (GO): cell surface receptor signaling pathway
Molecular function (GO): hormone receptor binding
Source: RefSeq, a predicted model, not a curated record